Molecule: messenger RNA, 1035 nt
Organism: Gryllus bimaculatus (two-spotted cricket)
Lineage: Eukaryota; Metazoa; Arthropoda; Insecta; Orthoptera; Gryllidae
Source: the annotation of a GenBank genome assembly
UGAAGAAAAUAUUUCGAGCCAUACUCGAAAGUACGGCGUUUGAGCGUUUCCAAAAAUGUGGAAUUUCAGGAAAAAUUCAGGGAAUCUAUAUCGGCUAAAGAACGUUUUAUUGUCACUCUUCGUUUUCUGGCAACAGGAGACAGUUACAGAGCCCUUAUGUGUGAAUUUCGAAUUGCAGACAGUACUCUAUCACUUUUGAUUCCAGAAGUGUGCAAAGCUAUUGCUGGACUCGGGGAUGAAUUCAUAAAGUUUGUGUGUGCGUUUCGGAAACAGACUUACAUUGUGCUCCAAAGUAGGAAGACCGCGUCCGUCAUGAGGGGCAACACCAACCCGUGCAGCGUGUGCGACUACUGCGACGACUCGUGCGACGUGUGCCUGCACCAGGCGUACGAGGACACGGUCGCGGGGCGCUACCGCGAGGCGGCGGCGCCGAGCAGUGACGAGGAGGGCGCGUGGGGCGGGGGCGCCUCCACCGACGUGGACUCGGCCUCCGACGAGGAAGGCAGCUGGUUCACCACGCCCUGGUCGCAGCUCAUCACGCAGCGCGUGGCGGGCUACGAGGUGGACCCGGCCAUCGGCGUGCAGCUGGCGCCGCUCGAGGACGACGAGGACGGCGAGGACGAGCAACGCGCCAAGGAGGAGCGCCACCGGCGGUGGGCGGCGGCGCACGCGGAGGUCGAAGGGGACGGGGACGGGGACGGGGCGAGGGCGAGGGGGCGGCGCCUGCGGCGGCGGCGGCGGAGGCGGCGAGGGGACAGCCCCGCCGCAGCACCCGAACCGGCGCCGGCCGUCCUCGCAGAGGACGCCGCUGAGAAGGGGGCGGAGGACGCUGCCAACGGCGAAGUACCGGCCGCGAGUCCGGAUGGUGCCGAGCCAGCUGCCAACGACGAAGGACGGGCUGGAUUUAGCGACGGUGCCGCGCAGCCGGCCAGCACCCAAGUGCGGGAGGAGGGCGACGCCGCCGUGCCAAAAGACACACACAACAACAUGUGGCGGGCCACGGUGCACUCCUACGUUUCCGUGGUUAGUGUAAGU